Molecule: messenger RNA, 2145 nt
Organism: Fraxinus pennsylvanica
Lineage: Eukaryota; Viridiplantae; Streptophyta; Magnoliopsida; Lamiales; Oleaceae
Source: the annotation of a GenBank genome assembly
AUGGUGGUGGUGAUUAAUACGGUGAGGGUGGUUGACGUGGGGCGCGAGGAUGGUGGAGGAGGAACUGAGGAAUUGAACGGGGGAAACGAUGGAAUGCUUUGGGAGAAGAAUUUGGACAUGAGCCUCGAAGCUGAAAGAGAGAUGUCCAAUAACUAUGAUAAUUGGGAGAGAUUGGUGCGAGCUGUGAUCCGGAAAGAGGAAAUAUGGCAAAUGUUUCAUGACCGGAGCCCAAGUAUCAGCUCCAUAUCAUCUGAUUCCAGUUUGGAUUCUGAAGACCUUGAUGUGCCUUUCGAUUUUUCAAGACCCGGAGGUUCAUCUCCGUAUCAGCAGCUACCUCAACGCACAGUUGAUGUGCCUUUCGAUUUUUCUGGGCUGGUAUUUGUUCGGGGUUUUACUCCUGUUUUUGACCUUGACGAUAUAUUGAGGUCUACUGCAGAGUUUCUAGGGAAGGGAACAUUUGGAAGUGCAUAUAUGUCAGCAAUGGAUAGUGGAAUAACAGUUGUGCUCAAAAGAUUGAAUUUAGCAAAUAUGCCAGAAAAUAUGUUCAGACAACACAUGGAUGUUAUUGGAAAUGUAAGACAUGAAAACGUUUCUGCAUUGAGGGCUUUCUAUUUUUCCAAAGAUGAGAAGCUCAUGGUGUACGAUCAUUACUCUAAUGGCAGUAUAUCUGCAAUGUUACAUGGAAAAACUGGUGAGAAUCGGGCUCCAUUACACUGGGAAACGCGACUAAGAAUUGCAGUGGGUGCAGCAAGGGGUAUUGCUCACAUUCACAAGCAAAGUGGUGGGAAGCUUGUCCAUGGAAACAUAAAAUCAUCAAAUAUUUUCCUCAAUUCAAACCAGUAUGGCUGUGUGUCUGAUCUUGGUUUGGCAAGCAUGAUUCCAUCACCAGUCAUGCGAAAUGCUGGGUACCAUGCCCCAGAAGUCAAGAACACCCGGAAUGUGUCCCAAGCAUCUGACGUCUAUAGCUUUGGAAUCCUCCUGCUUGAACUUCUCACUCGAAAGCCCCCGUUACAUGCUAUAGGUGUCAAUGAGGCUGUUGACCUAGUCAAAUUGGUAAAUUCUGUCAAUGGUAAGGAGCGGACUGCUAAUGUGUUUGAUGUGGAGCUCUUAAGGAACCGUAGCUUAGAGGAGCAAAUGAUAAAGACGUUGGAAAUAGGGAUGAGUUGUGUUGCAAAAUCCCCAAGGAGGAGACCUAAAAUGGCUCAAGUAGUGAAGAUGAUUGAGGAUAUUAGUACGAUGAAUACAAGAUCGAAUCUUGUGUUCAUUGAGGGUGUUAAUCCUGAUUUUGACCUUCAAGAUAUGUUGCGGGCUUCAGCGGAGGUUCUUGGGAGGGGAACAAUAGGGACUUCGUACAAGGCAACACUGGAUAACGGGAGUACAAUUGCGGUUAAGCGAUUGAGGGAAGUUAUUGUUACAAGUAAAGAAUUUCAGCAGCAAGUGGAGGUUAUUGGGAGAAUGAAACACAAAAAUGUUGCUACAUUAACGGCAUACUACUACUCGCAUGAUGAAAAACUUAUGGUGUAUGAUUAUUAUGGGGAGAAGAGUGCAUCUUCCAUGCUACAUGGAAAAAUUGGUGAGAAUAAAAUUCCUUUAGAUUGGGAAACUCGACUAAGAAUUGCAGUUGGGGCGGCAAGGGGUAUUGCUCACAUCCAUACACAAGUUGGCCAGAAUCUUAUACAUGGAAAUGUAAAAACCUCAAACAUUUUCCUCGCUGCUCAAGGAUAUGGCUGUGUUUCUGAUGUUGGAUUGGCAACAUUGGUGAGUACAACCUCUGUGCUAGAUAGUCGAUCUUCUGGGUAUCGUGCCCCAGAAGUCACAGACACAAAGAAAUUGUCCCAAGCUUCUGAUGUCUACAGCUUUGGAGUAGUGCUUCUAGAACUUAUUACUGGAAAGCCAUCUAUACUUUCUGAAGAUAACGAAAAGGAUAUUCAGCUAGUCCGGUGGGUUUCUUCUGUUCUUCGUGAGGAUUGGACUGUCAAAGUGUUUGAUAUAGAGUUGUUGAGGUAUCCCCAUAUGGAGCAAGCAAUGGUGAAGUUUUUGCAGAUAGCGUUCAAUUGCGUUAAAAGUGUUCCCGAGCAAAGACCAAAAGUGUCAGAGGUAGUGAGGAUGUUAGAGGAUAUUAGUGGGACGAACUCAGGAGACUAA